Messenger RNA from Mirounga angustirostris (Northern elephant seal), 453 nucleotides. It is a transcript of the gene VPREB1, whose product is annotated as V-set pre-B cell surrogate light chain 1. Lineage: Eukaryota; Metazoa; Chordata; Mammalia; Carnivora; Phocidae. The coding region runs from base 1 to 453 and encodes 150 amino acids. The record is from RefSeq and is a predicted model, not a curated record. The transcript has 2 exons. Gene Ontology annotation, biological process: immune response; immunoglobulin production.
AUGUCCUGGACUCCUGUCCUGCUCGCACUCCUCGUCCACUGCAUAGGCUGUGGCUCUCAGCCAGUGCUGAACCAGCCACCGUCCAUGUCCUCGUCCCUCGGAACCACAAUCCACCUGCCUUGCACCUUGAGCAGAGACCAUGAUGUCAGCAUUUAUAACAUCUACUGGUACCAGCAGAGGCCCGGCCACCCUCCCAGAUUCGUGCUAAGAUAUUUCUCCCGCUCGGACAACAACCAGGGCUUCAAGAUCCCACCUCGCUUCUCCGGAUCCAAAGAUGUGGCCAAGAACACGGGGUAUUUGAGCAUCACUGAGCUGCAGCCUGAGGAUGAGGCUACGUAUUACUGUGCUGUGGGAGCCCAGGGCAUGGAGAAGGUGAGGGAGAAAAGGAGGGAAGAAAAGGAGCCUGCUGUUCCAGGGUCGCAGGCACCUCAGGACACACUUACCAUGAACUAA